AUGCUUUCUCGAACAUGGUUGCUGAUGGCAGCCGCCGCUCCAUUUGUUAUGGCUGACGGCGGCGGGCACGACCCAGCCGAGGCAGCAGCUGGUCUCCUCAACGACAAAACAAUCAAAUACACCGCAGUCACUUGGGCGAUCAUUAUCGCCUGUCUCCUGGUCUAUCGAUGGACCCUCAAUCUCAUCCAACACGUACGGCAACUCGCAAACUUGAACCAUGGCACGUCAAGCGACGGUAGACAGCGCUACUUUAGCAUUCCCGACGAGAAGUGGGCGAGGAUCAAGCGCUACUUUAUUGUCGCGCCUCUUUUCAACCGCAGACACAACCGAGAGUUCCGCUUGUCUGCUGCGAUCAAUGUCGGCACUCUGCCUGGCCGAAUGCAAACGUUUUGGCUGCUGGGGUACUUCGCUUUGAAUAUCACAUUUACAGUCUGGAACAUCGACUGGAGCGAUGGCGAGAAGUUUCGCUCGCAAGGACUGGGAAGGACGGGUGUCCUGUCUGUGCUGAACAUGAUUCCCCUCUUCCUACUUGCUGGCAGGAAUAACCCGCUCAUCUGGCUUCUCGGCAUCUCUUUCGACAACUACAACUUGAUUCAUCGCUGGUGCGGCCGUAUCGUCGUCCUGGAGGCAGUAGCGCAUGUGGCAUUCUGGAUGUCGGGGAAGCUCAUCAAAAACGGAGCAGAGAAGGGCUGGCAAAUCAUUGGAGCCUCAAUGGCCGGCAGCACAUUCAUCUUGACUGGCACUAUCGGCUUCGGCGCCUUCUGCGGUCUCCUCCUCCAAUCCCCCUCGAUUAUCCGGCAUGCGUUUUACGAGGUCUUCUUGCAUGUCCAUAUUCUACUCGCCAUGACCUCCGUGGUGGCGGUGUGGAUGCAUUUGGACGGCAGGCCCGCCCAGGCCUUGCUUCUUGGAGCUCUUGUUUGCUGGAUCUUCGAACGCCUGGCUAGAGUAUAUCUUAUUGUCCGAAACAACUUUGGGAAGCGAGGUAUCACAAAGGCCGAGAUCGAGGCACUGCCCGGCGAUGCUCUUCGCGUCACUCUGCGCACAUCUAGGCUCUGGAAGUUCCACCCCGGCCAGCACAUCUACCUUUACAUCCCUAGUAUUGGCAUGUGGACUAGUCACCCGUUCUCUAUCGCCUGGAGCGAAGAAUCAGCCGACUUGGCGAGUGAGAAGUCCCUUCCGAUGGCUCGUCAGGACAUCUUCGCUGCGCAGACAAAAUCGACCUCCCUCAUCAUUCGUCGUCGUACAGGUUUCACGGACACUCUUUACAAGAAGGCAGAGCAGUCCAAGUCUGGCCCAUUGGUCACCAACGCUUACGUGGAAGGACCCUACGGCAAUCAAAGUUUCCAAUCGUACGGCACCGUCAUGCUGUUCGCGGCUGGUGUCGGUAUCACACACCAAGUACCACAUGUACGAGACUUGGUAGCCGCAUACGCAAAUGGAACAGCUGCAACCCGGAAGGUUGUCCUGAUUUGGAUCAUUCAGUCACCCGAGCACUUGGAGUGGAUCCGUCCAUGGAUGACACAGAUUCUGGGAAUGGAGAAGCGUCGCGAUAUCCUGAAGAUCUUGCUGUUUGUAACCCGUCCGCGAAGCACCAAGGAGAUUCACUCUCCGAGUGCUAGCGUUCAGAUGUUUCCAGGCAAACCUGAUGUCGGCGCUCUCAUCGCCAAGGAGCAAGAGCACCAAGUAGGUGCCAUGGCUAUCAGUGUUUGUGGCACUGGAGGAUUGAGUGAUGAUGUAAGAAGAGGCAUGAGGGAUCGCUGCGAAAAUACGGAGAUGGAUUUCUUCGAGGAGGCUUUCUCAUGGUAG
Messenger RNA from Ramularia collo-cygni, 1806 nucleotides. Its product is annotated as related to ferric-chelate reductase. Lineage: Eukaryota; Fungi; Ascomycota; Dothideomycetes; Mycosphaerellales; Mycosphaerellaceae. The transcript has 2 exons. Gene Ontology annotation, biological process: intracellular iron ion homeostasis; iron ion transport; copper ion import. The record is from RefSeq and is a predicted model, not a curated record. The coding region runs from base 1 to 1806 and encodes 601 amino acids. Gene Ontology annotation, cellular component: plasma membrane. Gene Ontology annotation, molecular function: ferric-chelate reductase activity.